AUGGACGGGCCAGUCGUAGGAUGGAACUGGAGAGUGGAAGAUGAUGCAGACCCAGGCUCGUUGACACACAGACAAGUGGACAAUCCUAAGGAUAGACAGAAGUCUAAAUGCCCAGGUGGGGCGAGGGGGGGUGGGUAUUUUGGCAGAAGGAUGGAUACAUGGACAAACAGACAGAUGACUAGAUGGAUGGAUGUGUUGCCGACCGAUCGGUUGCCAAAUAUCGCCAAAUGUGCACUAAAUGUGACACCCCUUAAGGCCUCGCUUUUCACGCCAACCCGAGGAGCCAGCGAUCGGCGAUCGGCGAUCGUGAAAGGUGCACAUGCCGAUCUGCCCAAAUUAAUACAGUCAAGCCUGUCGUUCCCCCUCGGCAGGGUUCGGUGCAAUCCGUCGACAGGACAGUCAGUUGAAGUCUUCAAAAUGCAAACGCUCGCCUCACCUCGUGGCCAGGCGUGUUUUUGGCACAAGUCGACGGGGAGAGUAAUUAAAAGUGACAUGAGGCUUGUCAUGCGAUCGGGUUGGCAAGUGAGAAUAGCAAACUGA
Messenger RNA from Protopolystoma xenopodis, 540 nucleotides. Lineage: Eukaryota; Metazoa; Platyhelminthes; Monogenea; Polystomatidea; Polystomatidae. The record is from the annotation of a GenBank genome assembly.